This is a messenger RNA of Phlebotomus argentipes, 5302 nucleotides long. Its product is annotated as myosin-IIIa-like. Gene Ontology annotation, molecular function: cytoskeletal motor activity; protein binding; ATP binding. Bases 286 to 5208 code for a protein of 1640 amino acids. Lineage: Eukaryota; Metazoa; Arthropoda; Insecta; Diptera; Psychodidae. Gene Ontology annotation, cellular component: myosin complex. Gene Ontology annotation, biological process: protein phosphorylation. The transcript is spliced from 10 exons. The record is from RefSeq and is a predicted model, not a curated record.
AAAAGUCUCUCGAGUGGUUAACAAGUUAUUCUGUGGUCAGGUAAUUACUUGUAGGGCUUCAGCAGUGUGCCUCGAGAGUCCAGAGUGUGUUGCAAAAGAAGAAGAGAAUCCAGCCAGUGUCAGUGUUUCUGAGUGCCUUUUGAGUUUUCGGGCGGAAAAAUGCAGAGUGAUUCGUGUGAUUGAGUGCAGAAUUUCCCGGAUUCGUGAUCAGCAACAAAACAGUUCUGAGCAUCGACGCAGCAUCAAUUUACUCGCCAAGCCGAAAAGCUGGAAUAACUCACGGCAAUGUCUUAUGCCGGACUGUCGCAGCAUCUGGACAUAGCGCGACUUCCGCCGCCGGGUGAUCGCUUUGACCUGCUGGAACUGAUCGGCGAGGGCACUUAUGGCGAAGUGUAUAGCGCCAGAGACAAGCAAACGGGAAAUUUGGUGGCUGUGAAGGUGCUCGAGAACAUCCCGGACAAUGUCGAGGAGAUCGAGGAGGAGUUCCUCGUUUUCCGCGAUCUAUCGCAGCAUCCCAAUCUGCCCACCUUCACAGGAAUCUUCCUGCGACGCGGCGCCACGAUUGAGGAUGAUCAGUUGUGGUUCAUCAUGGAACUGUGCACCGGUGGCUCCGUCACGGAUCUCGUGCAGGGCCUGAGGAGUCGCGGCGCGAAACUGUCUGACCAACAGAUCGCGUACAUCCUCAGAGAGACGGUGAAGGCGCUGAUCUUCCUGCACGAGAACCACUGCAUGCACAGAGACGUGAAGGGGCACAACAUCCUGCUGACGGAGGAGGCGCGCGUGAAGCUGGUGGAUUUUGGCGUGAGCUCACACCUGGCGGCCACGAUGGCGCGCAGGAACACGAGCGUGGGCACGCCGUACUGGAUGGCGCCGGAAGUGAUAGCGUGCGAGCAGCAGCUCGAUCAGUCUUACGAUGCGCGAUGCGACGUGUGGUCGAUCGGGAUCACGGCGAUCGAGCUGGCUGAAGGUGAUCCGCCCCUUUGCGAUCUCCAUCCCAUGCGAGCACUCUUCCAGAUCCCACGCAAUCCGCCGCCCAAACUCUCGAGACCUGAGCAAUACUCACCGAUGCUGGUGGAUUUCAUUGCCGAAUGCCUGGUGAAGGAUCUCGAGCGGAGGCCCUUUUCGCGCCAAUUGCUCGCUCAUCCCUUCCUCAAGGCUGUCGUGAAUUUCGAAGACAAAGUUCGCGUGGAACUUCACCAGGAAAUCUUGCGACAGCGUCGCGACGGUCGUAUGUCGCGUCGCGUGGAGGUAACAACGAAGCACGGACGCUUGCGCAGCGAUCGGAAGUCCAGGCCGCAGAAAAUGUACAUGGACGAUCUCGCGGGGCUGGAGAUCCUCACCGAGGACGCCAUCACGGAGCAGCUACAGAAGCGGUACGAGUGCAAUCAGAUCUACACUUACAUUGGGGACAUCCUGCUCGCUGUGAACCCCUUCGCGAACGUGGGACUCUACGGAUGCAACUACCAGAAGCGAUACAUGGGCAGCGUGCGCUCUGAGAAUCCGCCACACAUCUACGCGAUCGCCGACGCGGCGCACCAGGCGCUGGUGCACCAGAAGCAGAACCAGGCGAUUGUGAUCAGUGGCGAGAGUGGAUCGGGCAAGACGGAGAGUGCAAAUCUCCUGCUCAAGCAGCUUGUCUUCCUGGGCAAGGCGCCGAACAGGAGUCUGGAGGAAAGGAUUCUGCAAGUCAAUCCGCUGAUGGAGGCGUUCGGCAAUGCAAGGACGGGCAUCAACAGCAAUAGUUCGCGCUUCGGCAAGUACCUGGAACUCACGAUGACACGCAGUGGACGUGUCACCGGAGCGAGGAUCUCUGUGUACCUCCUGGAGCAGAGUCGAGUGGUGCAGCAAGCGGAUGGGGAGGGAAACUUCCACAUCUUCUACUACCUCUAUGAUGGCCUGCUGGCCGACGGUCGCCUGACUGAGUAUCAUCUCGACGAGGCCUACAGACGCCAGCACAAGUACCUGGCAGACACCUGCGCUCCCGUCCAGGCCAACAUUGAGCGCUGGCGGCAGCUGAAGGGCAGUUUCAAGGUGCUGGGCUUCAGGGAUGACGAGCUGGACACCGUUAACCGAGUUCUGGCGGCCAUUCUGAACCUUGGAGAUCUGGAAUUCGGUGAAAUGGCCACCAAUGAUAACACAGACAACAAGGCAAGGGUCAUAGACGUCGCGCCUAUGCAUAGAGUAUCGAAACUCUUGGGUGUGGAGCCAAAUGAUCUAUUGGAAGCCCUGACUUCGAACUCUGUUGUCACUCGCGGUGAGACCAUAACGCGAAACAACACGGUUUUGGAAGCCGCUGCUGCCAGAGACGCCAUGGCCAAAGGACUCUACGGUCGUCUGUUCGACUGGAUCGUCAACCAAAUAAACCUCCUGCUCGUCUAUCACCGACCCAAUGCACCCGAACAACUUGCUGUUGGUCUUCUGGAUAUUUUCGGGUUCGAAAACUUCCCCAAGAACUCAUAUGAGCAGCUGUGCAUCAACAUAGCUAACGAGCAGAUUCAAUACUACUUCAAUCAGCACAUCUUCACGUGGGAACAGCAGGAGUACAUGGCCGAGGGGAUUCCCGUGGAUCUCGUUGAGUUCUCAGACAACAGGCCCAUCCUGGAUAUGCUUCUGUGUCGUCCGCUCGGCCUGCUCGCUCUCCUGGACGAGGAGAGUCGCUUCCCGCGUGCCACUGACAAGUCCCUGAUUGAAAAGUUCCACCAGAAUGUCAAGUCUAAGUUCUACAUCAGGCCAAAGUCCGAUGCCGUCUGCUUUGCCAUCCACCACUUUGCCGGACGCGUGGUGUACCAGGCGGAUGGUUUCCUAGAGAAGAACAGAAACUUCCUGCCAUCAGAAGUAAUUCAGCUGGUUCGACAGAGCUCAUACGACAUGGUGCGCUUCCUGUUCCAGUGUCCCAUCACGAAGACCGGAAACCUCUAUUCUGCCCUUCAGGACACCGGAACAAAGCAGAACGUUAUCAACUCUGAUACUAAGGAGCGCUGCAAUUCCAGAGGCCUGGCUUCGCAAUCCAGAGCUCAGCAGACAGUCUCCACCUACUUCAGAUACUCUCUGAUGGAUCUCCUGCAGAAGAUGGUGGCGGGAUCUCCGCAAUUUGUGAGAUGCAUCAAGCCAAAUGACGCCAAAGAAUCGAGACGCUUUGAAGCGCCUAAAGUCCUGAAGCAACUGAGGUACACGGGCGUCUUGGAGACCAUCAGGAUCCGCCAGCAUGGCUUCAGCCAUCGAUUCCCAUUCGCGGAGUUUCUCAAGCGCUACUGCUUUCUCGCCUUCGGUUUCGACGAGAAGGUUGUGGCCAAUCGGGAGAAUUGUCGUCUGCUUCUAGUGCGGCUGAAGAUGGACGGCUGGGCUCUUGGGAAAUCCAAAGUCUUUCUCAAGUACUAUCACGUAGAGUUUCUGUCGAAACUGUACGAGGAACAGGUGAGGAAGAUCAUCAUUGUUCAGGCGUGUGUGAGACGCUGGCUGGCACGCACUCGAUACCUUCGGACUCUGCGCCGAAUGUCCGCGAGUGCCGUGAUGGUGCAGAAGCACGUCAGAGGAUGGCUCACAAGACGGAGAAUCUCUUUGCUGCGCGAGCGCAGGAAUAAGGAACGUCGAGAGCGCAUGGAGACACGAGAUGUACGCCAUGGGAAACGACAAGAUCCGGACAGUGGGAAGGAAAAUCUAGAGCAGGCCGCUGUGGUAAUUCAAAGCUACUUCCGCGGAUACACCAUCAGAAAGAGACGCUGGUGCGCCGAGAUGGAAGCCAAGACCAGGCAAGCACUCAACAACGCUCGCAAUCGCAUUGAGGCUCAGAAGCUCCUACAGCGCGAAGGCUUGUCCGUGAAUGAAGCCUCACGAGUGGUGCAGCGAUUCUACAGGACUCUGAAGAAGCACACGCAGAAGUCAGAAGCAGAGUGCAGGGUGGGAAAGAAGCCCCUAACACCAAGAGAUCAGCAGCUGGAGUUGAUAUCUUUCUCGCAGAAUGUGCAUUUGCUGAAUCAGGAGAUGCACAAGAAUAUGAGACGUAACAAGCCUCCGGUACGCCUCGAGGAGGUGGAAAAACUCCUGCCGGACUACAAACGACCGCCAGGGUUUGUGCUGGUACCAGGACUCUUGGGAGCGAUGCCAGGCGGAGAGGAUAUGACGCAUCGCUUGAGACGACCAUCCAGAGAUCAUCGAUCUGAGGGAUCAAUCGAAGAAACUUCCAAUGUCCUCUUGGAGGGUCAGAAUGCUGCCUGGGAUCUUCCUUUCUACUUCAUGGAGAUGCGAAUGAGGAACUUAUGGUUAUCCAGACGCCGCAGUUCUAGUCGCGGAGCUCAGAGUCCGCCUAAUGAUGUGCUGCUGGUGAGGAAUGAGCGCAAGAUUUCGCCAGGGUGGCAACAGGCUCUCCAGACGGACGCCGACCGGAAGCUGAGGGGCAUUGUGAGCAACCUUAAAGCUGUGCCAGCUUUUAGCUACUUGAGCCCCAACACCAACACCAAUCCCGUCAUCACGGACCUCAAGCAGCUUUUGCGCCAGUCUCCACCCUCCAGCGAUGCCCAGCCGAAGCUGAAGAACACCAAUGUGGUGCUGGAGAACUCCCAGAUGCACUUAAAGAGUGUCCUGGGCAUGGUGUUUCACAACAAGUCGCCGCAGCAGCGCCCCAAGAAGGAGAAGCGCGACAAGAGGACCUCCGAAGUGCCCGUCCAGCCCCACAAAGUCGCCUCGCGGCGCAUCCUGCAGACGCACGAGUACCAGAAUGUGAACGACGAGGCGAAGCACAGCAAAGUGAUGAAGAUUCCCGUGUUCAGGAAGUUCGGCGACACGAAUAUCCUCGUGAAGAAUAGGAAGAAUCUCUAUAUGAACAAUGUGGCGUGUGGCGCCAAGUUCGACGGCGUCUAUCGGCCCAAUAUCACGUCGUUCGCGCAGAUGGAGAGGAGCCCACCGCUGCCGGAGUCCGCAUCGCCCCAGCACAAGUACUCCAACUUCAACAUAUCCAAGUACCUGAACAUCGACGUGAAGGGGCCGCGCUCGUCCGAGUCCUCACCCAAUCUCACCAUGUCCACGAGCUCCUCGGCCAAGUCGUCCGGCGCUUCGCUGGAGCCCUGCGAGCAGCCCGCCUCGUACCUCGGCCCCUUCAAUUUCCGCCAACUGCUGCGCCCCACGCAGGGCCCCACGGAGAGUCUGCGCAAGCGGAAGUGCCUCAGUCCACCCACGCCUCCGCCACCACAGCGGGGCCGCAGCUUCAACUGAGCCCCGUGCGCCUAUUCGAGCAGCGAAGCGGCCGGACGCUUCCUGAUUAUAAAUAAAAAUAUAUUGAGGAGAACAAUAAAUUUUAUUUGCAUAC